This is a messenger RNA of Limanda limanda (common dab), 1918 nucleotides long. RefSeq names its product receptor-interacting serine/threonine-protein kinase 3-like. The transcript has 12 exons. Gene Ontology annotation, molecular function: JUN kinase kinase kinase activity; ATP binding. The coding region runs from base 80 to 1441 and encodes 453 amino acids. The record is from RefSeq and is a predicted model, not a curated record. Lineage: Eukaryota; Metazoa; Chordata; Actinopteri; Pleuronectiformes; Pleuronectidae. Gene Ontology annotation, biological process: protein phosphorylation; regulation of apoptotic process.
UUCUGUCAGCUUGGGUAAAUCUUGGAUAUUUAGGUGGACAACAAAUGAAGGGAUAUAUGAUCUAUUUUUUCAGCUGAAGAUGGCGCUGCUGAGCCACACGGCUGAGCGGGUUGGCAGCGACAGCUUGAAGAAGUGGGAGUUAGUUGGCUCUGGGGGGUUUGGUCAUGUCUAUAAAGCCAGGCACAAGGACUGGGGGUUUGAUGUGGCCAUUAAGCUACUUCGAGAUGGUGUUGGGUGUUAUUCCAGUCCCAUGUUGUCAAAGGAGAAAGCACUGUCUGAAGAAGUUAAUCACAUGGAUAAGGCUUCCUGUGAGUUUGUGCUGAGGGUUUAUGGAAUUUAUGAGGGAAAUACACCAUGUGGAGGCCUCUCCAUGCAAACGGGAAUAGUUAUGGAGUUCAUGAGCAGAGGAUCAGUACAGGACCUGCUGAAGGAGCUGUGUGCUCCUCCACCGUGGCCCCUGGCCUUCCGCUUGGCCCAUCAAGUGGCUCUCGGCAUGAACUUCCUCCAUUCAAGGAACCUUAUGCACCACGACUUGAAACCAAGUAAUGUCCUGCUGAAUGAUGACCUGAACGCCAAGCUUGCAGACUUUGGUCUGUCCAGGGUUUCCACCAGUGCCUUGAACAGCAGCGAGAAAAUGACAGGAGAGGUCGGAGGCACAUACAAGUACAUGCCUCCUGAGGCUUUCGAUGCAUCAUAUGAACCUGUCCGUGCUUUUGACAGAUACAGCUAUGGCAUCCUUCUCUGGUGUAUUGUUACUGGGAAAGAGCCAUAUCCAAUGGCUGGUUAUAGCCUUGUUGCACUGAGGAUCCCUAAAGGGGACAGACCUUCCUGUGAGAAAAUUAACCAGAGGGAGGUAGAAGGGUUGGAGGAGCUGGUCGACCUCAUGAAGAUGUGCUGGGACGAGAAUCCUGCCAAGAGGCCUGCCUUUAAAGAGUGCCUUGAAGUCACUGAGGAGGGUUUCUCAAAGCACAAGAAGGAAAUUCAUGUUGCAGUUCAUCAUGUAUUGACAAGACUGGAGUCACAUACCAGUAAUCAAUGUUCAAACAGAAGUGUGCCGCUCAGUUUUUCACCUCAGACACCAGAACAGUCAAAGUCACAUGAUGAGAAGGAUCCUGUCAGAGUUACACAGACUGAAAAGAAGUCCAUCAGUGAUUCUGGAAAAACAUUGAGUGAUACAGAUAAAGCAAAGUUCAUUGACGACAACAGGGCGGUGUUAAUUCAAGACAUUUCCGAAGUAAUGGCAAUCGUAGACGAGCUCGGGGACAUGGUCCAUAGCGAAACAUACUCAGUGAUCGACACUAAACAGACCAGCCAGGACAAGAUGAGAGUGCUUUUUCUGAGGACGUUUCGUUCAGGAGGGGUCACCGUCAAAGCCGCAUUCUACACUGUCCUCAAAAGACAUCAGCCCAAACUAGUCGAGAGGCUCAGUGGAAUAUACUGAAACAUAUGUGGCCGACCUAAAUAUUCUAAAGUGUUGAGGACUUUAAGGUUCUCAUCCAACAUUUUCAAUUUCAAAAUGUUCUACAUCCAUCCGUCAAUGUAACCAUUAUCUAUACCCCUUAUCCUUGAGGGUCAUGGGGGUGGGCUGGAGACAAUCCUAGCCGACAUACCCUGAGGGGCGGGGUACACCCUGGACAGGUCCGCAACGUAUCCCAGUACCACCAACCAUCCAUGCCCAUAUUCACAGUGGGUCCCCAUGAUAACCAAACCCCAAUCUCUAUAUCUUUGGCCUGUGGGAGGAAGCAAGAGUACCAAGUAUUCAAAACAAGUACCCUCUUGCUGUGAGGCAACAGUGCUACCCACUGUAACACCGGUCCACCCUUGUAUGUUACAUCAAUUUUUUGUAAUUGUAUAUGUAACAUAGCUGUUACAACAAAUCAUGUGUAUAAUUUCUUAAAUAAAGGCCUCUGUCAUGUUU